Dioscorea cayenensis subsp. rotundata (Guinea yam) is the source of this 3576-nucleotide messenger RNA. Its product is annotated as protein unc-13 homolog. NCBI's taxonomy places the organism in Eukaryota, Viridiplantae, Streptophyta, Magnoliopsida, Dioscoreales, Dioscoreaceae. The transcript is spliced from 5 exons. Bases 185 to 3112 code for a protein of 975 amino acids. The record is from RefSeq and is a predicted model, not a curated record.
CUCUCUCUCUCUCUCUCAACCUUUCCUCAAAACCCUCACUUUUCUCCAUCUCUUUGCUCUUAUUCCACUCCUCCGACGCGCUUGCUUUCGUUCUCUCCAGAGAAACAGAGAAGAAGGCGUUGAGAAGAGAUCUUCAAGAAGGGCUCUUUCAUCUCCUUCUCUCUCUCUCUCCUCUCUCUCAAGAAUGGCGCAUCUCUUUGGGGGAGGCGCAGUUGCUUCUCGCCGGGAAUCCGGUGGCGGAUCGCACCGUUUCUCGGCCUCCGCCGUAGCUGCUGCACCGCCGGACUUGGCGUCUCCUUUUGGUGAACUUGGUUGUGGAUUAUCAGAUCCGGAGCUCCGUGAGACUGCUUAUGAGAUCUUUGUCUCCGCUUGCCGUUCCACUAGCUCUAAGCCGCUUACCUACAUUCCGCAGUCCGAGCGCACCGAUCGCUCGCCUUCUCCGUCGCCGUCGUUGACGACAUCGCCGUCACUGCAGCGGUCGCUAACGUCCACAGCGGCGAGCAAGAUGAAGAAGGCUUUGGGGUUAAAGCCGUCGAAGAAGAGCCCCGGGAAGGAGGGAAGCCCUUCGAAAGCGCCGAAGAGGCCGGCUACGAUCGGGGAGCUUAUGAGGGUUCAGAUGAGGGUUUCGGAGCAGACGGACUCGCGGAUCCGGCGUGGGUUGCUCAGGAUCGCCGCCGGGCAGCUCGGAAAGCGUGUAGAAUCCAUGGUUUUGCCUUUGGAGUUAUUACAACAAUUCAAAGCAUCAGAUUUCCUUGACCCGCAAGAAUAUGAAGCAUGGCGAAAUAGAAAUUUAAAAGUUCUUGAGGCUGGGUUACUGGUAUAUCCUCAUAUUCCUCUCGAUAGGGGAGAUGCUUCACAAAGACUUCGGCAAGUCUUACGUGGAGCCUCAGAAAGACCAUUGGAAACUGGAAAGAAUUCCGAGUCUAUGCAAGUCUUACGAAGCGCCAUUAUGUCUCUAGCGUGCAGAUCUUUUGAUGGGUCUGCUGAUAUCUGCCACUGGGCUGAUGGGAAUCCUCUCAAUUUACAUUUGUACCAGAGACUGUUAGAAGCUUGCUUUGUUAGUGGAGAAGAGGGAUCCAUUAUUGAAGAAAUUGAUGAAGUAACUGAAUUGAUCAAAAAGACCUGGAUAAUCCUAGGAAUAAACCAGAUGCUGCACAAUCUUUGUUUUUUGUGGGUUUUGUUUCACCGUUUUGUUACAACUGGUCAAGUAGACACUGAUCUGCUAUUUGCUGCUGAUAACCAAUUAAUAGAAGUUGCAAAGGAUGCUAAAGCAACAAAAGAUCCUGCAUAUGUAAAGAUACUGAGUCCAACUCUGAGCUCAAUAAUGGGGUGGGCAGAGAAGAGACUUCUUGCAUACCAUGAUACAUUUAAUCCUAGUAACAUUGAUUCCAUGCAGAGUAUUGUCUCCUUAGGGGUAUCAGCUGCGAAGAUCUUAGUGGAAGAUAUCUCUCAAGAGUACCGUCGGAAGAGAAGGGAAGAAGUGGAUGUUGCUCGAACCAGGAUUGAAACCUACAUUAGAUCAUCACUUCGCACUGCUUUUGCUCAGAGGAUGGAAAAAGUAGACUUGAGCAGGCGUUCAUCUAGAUCUCAAACAAUUGCUCCCAUUCUUUCCAUCCUUGCAACGGACAUUGAUGAUUUAGCAAGCAAGGAAAAAGAGGUUUUCAGUCCAAUACUGAAAAAAUGGCAUCCUUUAGCUGCUGGGGUUGCUGUGGCUACUCUUCAUGCUUGUUACGGGAAUGAGCUAAAGCAGUUCAUCUCCGGUGUCAUGGAGCUCACACCAGAUUCCGUUCAAGUACUUAAAGCUGCAGACAAGUUAGAGAAAAAACUUGUGCUGAUUGCUGUUGAAGAUUCUGUUGACAGUGAUGAUGGCGGCAAGGCAAUUAUUCGUGAAAUGCCUCCAUAUGAGGCAGAUUCUGCUAUUGCCAAUCUUGUGAAGUCAUGGAUAAAAACCAGGGUGGAUAGACUAAAGGAGUGGGUCGACAGGAAUUUACAACAAGAGAGUUGGAACCCAAAAGCAAAUAAGGAAAAUUUUGCUCCAUCAGCUGUUGAAGUUCUGAGGAUGAUUGAUGAGACAUUAGAUGCAUUUUUCCAGCUGCCUAUACCAACUCAUCCAGCCUUACUUCCAGAAUUGCUUAUUGGGCUUGAUAGAAGUUUGCAACAUUAUGUUUUGAAGGCAAAGGCUGGAUGUGGGAAUCGAAAUACCUAUGUUCCUGCAUUACCUCCAUUGACACGGUGUGAGAUUGGUUCCAAAUUAUGGAAGAAAAAGGAUAAGUCACAAAAUGUACCGAAAAAGAAGUCGCAGGUAGGGACAACAAACGGAAAUGAUCUGUUCGGUGUACCACAGCUAUGUGUGCGCAUGAAUACCAUACAUCAUAUCAGAAUAGAGUUGGAGAACUUGGAGAAGAAGAUAAUAACUUGCUUAAGGAAUGUUGAGUCUGCUCAUGCUGACAUUUCAAAUGGAUUGGAUAUCAACUUUGAGCUCACUCUAGCAGCUUGUCAAGAAGGAAUCCAACAACUCUGUGAAUCUACAGCGUAUAAGGUGAUAUUUCAUGAUCUAAGCCACGUUUUGUGGGACGGAUUGUAUUAUGGAGAGAUUGCUUCUUCAAGAAUAGAACCUCUGCUAAGGGAACUGGAACCAAUGUUGGAAAUGAUAUCCACUACCGUGCACGAUAGGGUGCGAAGUCGCGUUAUAACAGCGAUGAUGAAAGCCUCAUUUGAUGGGUUUUUGCUAGUUAUCCUUGCUGGUGGCCCAUCUCGAGCAUUCUCUCGGCAAGAUUCACAGAAAUUAGAGGAAGAUUUCAUGUUUCUUAGAGAGCUCUACUUGGCUGAUGGCGAUGGGUUGCCAAGGGAAUUAGUUGAGAAGGCUUCAGCCCAAGUAAAGAAUGUGCUACCGCUUUUCCGUGCUGAUACUGAAGGCCUUGUUGAGCGAUUCAAGCAUAUCAUCUUAGAGACCUAUGGUGCUGCUGCCAAAUCCAGGUUUCCUCUACCUCCGACUUCCGGGCAAUGGAAUCCCAACGAAGCCAGUACGAUUCUCCAUGUUCUAUGCCACAGAAAUGAUGACACUGCAUCCAAAUUCCUGAAGAAAACAUACAACCUUCCGAAAAAGCUGUAGGGCUUUCUUAUAUGUUUGUGUAUCUAUACAAAAAUAGUAACUCAGAUCAUCAGGGUGCUCCGCAGAGCUUUAUUGGUCUUGAGAAUCCACCAUGUGUAAGCAUCACUCUUGACAUGAAAACUCAUCUUGAUGCGAGCCUUUGUGUAGUUGACCCCUGGUGAUUUUUACAUAACUGAUGCGCUUGACGUGAUCUUCGGUAUCAGAGUUUGCUGUGUGGUUGUUGUGAUGUCUGAUGGAAGAAAAAGAUAGAAGAGUAUCCUUGAUAUUAUCUGCAGCCUUGGUUUAUCUUGACAUAGAUGUUGUUACCCCCCGUUCCAAGUCUUAGAUGCGUUCUUUGGGUUUGUUUUGUCUCAAUGUUUGAGCAGUUUCUUUUAUUUCUUUUGUUUUAAUUCUAUUUCUUAUCACUAGCUAUAUUGUAUGUGUUUAAAAGAGUGAAAGAAAUGAGUUGUGAAUAUUCUUUACCA